Molecule: messenger RNA, 1851 nt
Organism: Aureobasidium pullulans EXF-150
Lineage: Eukaryota; Fungi; Ascomycota; Dothideomycetes; Dothideales; Saccotheciaceae
Product: prolyl-tRNA synthetase
Exons: 3
Coding region: 1-1851 (616 amino acids)
Biological process (GO): prolyl-tRNA aminoacylation
Cellular component (GO): cytoplasm; mitochondrion
Molecular function (GO): ATP binding; proline-tRNA ligase activity
Source: RefSeq, a predicted model, not a curated record
AUGUACUCUCACGCUCAGAUUGUGAGAUGCGCGCCUCUGCUUAGGGUUGCUGGUCGCGAAAAUAACCUCCUCUCUCGCCAUGCUCUCCAACGGUCAUUGAAACCAUUACAUGGACUCAGACACUCAUCAAGCAGUGUACAACGAUUGUCUCGCUUCUGGAUUCCUACCGUUGGUGCAGAGCGAGCUCGAGAUGCCAAAGACGAAUCUCAUGAGUUGCUCAUCAGGGCUGGCUAUGUGCGACAAGCCCACGCGGGCAUCUUCCACAUGCUGCCACUAGGCAAUCGCGUACAGCAAAAGCUUGAAGGCCUGAUUGAUAAACACAUGGAAACUAUAGGUGCUGCUAAAGUGUCACUUUCUACCAUAUCAUCGGAAGAGCUUUGGAAGAAGACUGGCAGAUUUGUAGGCCAUGGCGGCGAAUUGUUCGGCUUCCACGACAGAAAAGAUGCAAAGUUCUUGCUUUCACCAACCCACGAGGAAGAAAUUACAUCUCUAGUUGCCAGUACAGUACAGUCCUACAAAGACCUCCCGCUUCGCUUGUAUCAGAUUGGUCGUAAAUUCAGAGACGAGGCACGUCCACGACAGGGUCUUCUCCGCGGUCGAGAGUUUACCAUGAAAGACCUUUACACAUUCGACAUCACUGAGCAACAAGCCAGAGAAACGUACGAAGAAGUUCGCCUAGCAUACAGAGCAUUCCUGGAUGAACUCAGAUUGCCAUACCUUGUGGCCGAAGCAGACUCUGGAAACAUUGGUGGCACUCUGAGCCACGAAUACCAUUUCGUCUCGGCAAAGGGCGAAGACAACGUUAUUAGCUGCGGCUCAUGUGACUACACGAUCAACGACGAACUUGCCAUUACAUCAGUAGAUCAAUCGGAGCAAGUAUCCGUUGAGCACAAGAAGCAUCUGCAACGCUGGAUCGGAAUCACCAAGGACAGAAAGAACCUGGUCAUGGCAUGGUUCCCCAACACUUCCCAACAGCCCUCAGGGGACGAAGUUAAAAAUGAGGUCAACCCGAACGUCAUCAAAGCUUUGGUUCCAGACAUCGACCUGUCUGUAGAGAACCCAAUCGAGAUCUGGGACAAAACCAACCCGAGGCAAGAAGACGGCUCUCGCCCUGACGCUCAGAUCAUUGAAAUCAAUGACGAACGCCUACCUUUGGGCGGCGAUGCGGGAGCCAAGAGAGCAGAGAUACAGCAAAAGUUGAUGCCUCGCGAAGUACUCAAAGCCGGCGGCGCAUUCAGCAGCAUACAAUUUCAGCUCCGACCAAGAAAGGACAACAAGACCAUGCAGCUCACGCGCACACUGACAGGCGACCCAUGUCAAAAGUGCGGUGAUGGUAAGGUCAAGGUCGACCGUGCCAUUGAAGUCGGACAUACAUUCCACCUGGGCACACGAUACAGCAAGCCACUCGAGGCAACAUUUGUCGACAGCAACGACCGUCGUGUGACGAUUGAGAUGGGUUGUCACGGCAUCGGUGUAUCGCGUCUUGUUGGAGCGAUUGCGUCAAUGUUGUCGGAUACCAAGGGUUUGAACUGGCCUGCAGCAAUCGCACCCUUCCAGGCCGUUGUGAUCCCUGGCAAAGGCAACGAGUCGGAUGCGGAGGAUGUGGCACGAAAGCUCAACUCCGUGGCCGACACAGUCAUCGACGACCGCCAGAAAUCAAUUGGCUGGAAGCUGAACGAUGCUGAUCUAGUCGGCUACCCCCUCAUCGUCGUGCUGGGUCGUUCUUGGAAGGCCGAAGGCAAGGCCGAGGUACAAUGCCGCAGACUGGGCAUCAAAGAGGAAGUUCAAUGCAGUCUUGAAGCCUCAAGCACCCUGGAGCAGAAGAUUCAAAAGUUGCUGCAGCAGCUGUAG